AUGACUGAAUCUUUAUUCGAUACUAAUUUCUCAGAACCAACUGAAAAAGAUCAAUCAGCUUCCACCACUGAAUCAACCACCACUGAAUCAGCUCCUGCCGCCGCCGCUACUUCUACUUCCACCACUGAAGAAUCAUCUGAUGUUAAAGAAUCAUCCAAUGAUGAAUCAAACCAAACUCAUGAUGAAUCAUCAGGUGAAAUCUCAACCACCACUUUACCAUCUUUACAUGAUAAAUCAAAAGCUUCAACUUUAAUAAACUUUAGAGUUUUGGUAUCUGCCAAAGAAUCCGGUUGUUUAAUUGGUCAAAAUGGUAAAGUUAUUGAUUCCAUUAGAGCUGAAACUAAUACUAAAGCUGGUAUUUCAAGAUUAUUACCUGGUUCUCAUGAAAGAAUUUUAACUGUAAGUGGUACUUUAGAUGAUUGUUCAAAAGCUUUAAGUUUUUUCGCUCAAGCUUUAUGUGAUUCAACUAUUGAAAAUUAUAAUUAUUUCCCUUUAAAACAAUUAAGUUCAACUCCAUGUAUUGAACAUGAAUCAACUAUUUUAAGAUUAUUAAUUCCAAAUAGUCAAAUGGGGACUUUAAUUGGUUCAAAAGGGUUAAGAAUUCAACAAAUUCAAUCAAAUUAUAAUAUAUCCAUGAUUGCUUCAAAAUCUUUCUUACCUGGUUCAAAUGAAAGAUUAGUUGAAUUACAAGGUACCGUAAAUAAUUUAUAUGAUUCUUUAAGAAUUAUUUCAAGAUGUUUAAUUGAAGAUUUUUCUUCAAUGACUGGCACUAAUUAUUAUAUUCCAAGAGGUCAUUCUAAUACUAGUAGUGGAAGUAACUACUCUUCUAAUGGUGGUUCUAAUAAUGGUAAUGGUACUAGUAAUAGACAUUCCAAUGGAUCAACUUCCUUAUCAUCAUCAACUUCCAACAAUAGUAAUAAUAAUAAUAAUAAUAAUAGUAAUAGCACUCAUAAUAGUAAUAAUAAUAAUAAUAAUAAUAAUAAUGGAAAGAGACCUCAUCUUACUACUACUUCAAUUAGUUUCCCAAAUGAUAUAGUUGGAGCUUUAAUUGGUAAAAAUGGUUCAAGAAUUCAAGGAGUUCGUAAAGUUAGUGGUGCAACUAUUGGAAUUAGCGAAGAAGUUGAAGGUAAAGGAGAAAGAAUCUUUACUAUUGCUGGAACUUCUCAUGCUGUUGAAAAAGCUAAAGAAUUAUUAUAUCAUAAUUUAGAAAGAGAAGAACAAAGAAGAAAUGAAACUGGUGAAAAGUAAUCAUCUUUUCUCAUCCUUCCAACUCAAUUUAUAUAUAUAUAUUUUUAUUCUUUGUUAAUUAUUAUUUCUGUUGUUGAAUCUUGUUAUUAUUUUAUUGCUUUCAACUUGUCUUGUCUAAUGCCCCAAAUGAUACUUGUUUAGUUUUUUAUCAAAUCCUUUUAUAGUUUGUUUUUAUCUUUUAUUACUCUCUUUUUAUAUCUCUCCUCUAAAUAUGUUGUUUUAUUACAGUAUUAGUAUUAUUAUUAUAAUCUUUUUU
Molecule: messenger RNA, 1504 nt
Organism: Scheffersomyces coipomensis
Lineage: Eukaryota; Fungi; Ascomycota; Pichiomycetes; Serinales; Debaryomycetaceae
Exons: 1
Coding region: 1-1248 (415 amino acids)
Biological process (GO): regulation of gene expression
Cellular component (GO): cytoplasm; nucleus
Molecular function (GO): mRNA binding
Source: RefSeq, a predicted model, not a curated record